Messenger RNA from Phyllostomus hastatus (greater spear-nosed bat), 653 nucleotides. Its product is annotated as insulin growth factor-like family member 3. Gene Ontology annotation, molecular function: signaling receptor binding. Lineage: Eukaryota; Metazoa; Chordata; Mammalia; Chiroptera; Phyllostomidae. The transcript is spliced from 6 exons. The record is from RefSeq and is a predicted model, not a curated record. Bases 111 to 467 code for a protein of 118 amino acids.
CUGCCAUCAACUACUCUGGAGGGUAAUUAAGACCUAUGGUGCCCAGGAUCUUUGGACACAGGUGCUGCUGCUGCUCUGCCAUCAAUGACUCUGGAGAGUAAUGAAGACCCAUGGUGCCCAGGAUCUUCGGUUCUGUCUGCAUUUUACUCUUCCUCCUCAUCUGGUGCUCAGUAGCAGGCACAGGGGCCCACAUGAACUCUGGCCUGUUGCUGUGCCAGCCAGCACCCAAGUGUGGACACUGGAUGUACAACCCCUUGGAACAGUGUUGUGAUGAUGACACCAUCCUGCCCCUAAACCGGACCCGCCUCUGUGGCCCCAACUGUACUUUCUGGCCCUGCCUUGAGCUCUGCUGUCCUGAGUCGUUUGGCCCCCAAAGGAGGUUUGUCGUGCGACUGAAAGUUCAAGGCAUGAAGUCCCGGUGCCAUUCCUCUCCCAUCUCCAGGGUCUGUGCCAGACACACAUCCUAAGAAGGAUUCACCUGAGUGUGAGUAUAACGCCACUGCAGACGCCCUGGCAAAAAUAGCUGCUGCGGCCACCACCUCUGAAGACAACUAUUCCCUUGCCCAAUGGAUACACCAUCAAGCAGGACAUUUAGGAACACAAGCUAUGCACAGGGCUUCUCCUUGGACGGUAGAUGAUAUGAAUGAUCAAAG